AUGAAAGGGAGGUCAACUACAGAAGCGAUACAUAUUCUAAGGAGGUUGAUGGAAAAAGAUAGAGCGAAGAAGCAAGAUUUACAUAUGGUGUUUAUCGACCUGGAAAAGGCAUAUGACACUGUCCCACGUGGUGUAGCCGAUGACGAUGACACCCAAAUCACAAUUGAGGAUCUAGGUUCGUUUGUACAAAGAGAUGGUGACAUAGACGGUGAUGUAACCCAUCGCAUACAGGCUGGCUGGUGUAGUUGGAGUGCAGCCAGUAGGGUAUUGUGCGAUAGGACGUUCCCAACUAAACUAAAGGGUAAAUUUUACAGGGUAACAGUUAGGCCCGCUAUGCUGUAUGGAACAGACUGUUGGGCUAUCAAGAAGACACAGGCGUGCAAGAUGGAGGCAGCAGAGACGAGGAUGCUGAGGUAG
Messenger RNA from Helianthus annuus (common sunflower), 417 nucleotides. RefSeq lists its product as uncharacterized. The record is from RefSeq and is a predicted model, not a curated record. Lineage: Eukaryota; Viridiplantae; Streptophyta; Magnoliopsida; Asterales; Asteraceae. The coding region runs from base 1 to 417 and encodes 138 amino acids. The transcript has 2 exons.